AAAAAUUAAAAAAAAUUUUUUUAGUUUAUUAACAAUAACUGUGACAAUAACUGGUGUCAUUACAAUAACUUGACCUGCCAUCUGUAUCCAAAGGAGGGCGCCGUUCCUUUGUUUUCUGAAUACAACGUUGGUGACGUUGCAAUUCAAUGAAUUUAAGAGACAUUAAAGCACCACGGUUUUACAGAACGUACUGUAUAUCAUAUUCUAUUGUAAGUGUACAAGUGUUUUUGUUGUUUCUUGUUCUGCUUUUUACACUUUAAGUAAACGUGUUCAAAGGAGUACCCACAGUUAUGUUCGCAGCGUGCUUGAUCAUGCCACAGGUGUACGGAGUUAUUUCUAAUUGGGGGCUCGGUCCGGAUGAACGACCGAGACAGAAAGAAUGGUCACCCUGAAGAUCUUCAACACACAUUUUGGAUGUCCAGGUCCUUUUCCACCAAUUUGGAUGUUACAGUUGCUGUCAAGAGUGACUACCUAAAUUCUAGCUACAUCAAUCAACAUAGAUGUCCACAACUCUAAAAGGCAUGUAAAUUUCCUUGACCUUGUAAUUUUGUAUAGGCAUACAUGUACAUUUUCUUGACUUUGUAAUUUUGUCAAUGUAUACAUGUAAAAUUGCCUGACUUUGUACUGUUGUAAAUGUGUAUUCAUGUGGUUGUCCCUUAUUUUCAUUGCUGAGGGGUAGCAACCCUAGUCACAAGCCACCGUCAUUGACGAGACGUGAGUCUGGCAAAAAACAAGCUGCUGAUGUUUUUCUUUCUUUUUACUAGAAGAAACAAUACAGGGAUUGUUUUCAGGCUAUGUACAAAUCUAAUCUCUUAAUUUGAGGAUUAGACAGACUAUAGACAAGCAAAUUAAGAUGUUAUGCAUUUACCUAAUGACCACAACACAUUUUAUCCAGUUAAUAUUGUAUAAUCAAACACGUUGAAUGGUCACAGAUACUCUGAUGUUUAAAACCAUGUCUAGGAUUUUGUUUUGUAUAAUUCUACAUUUAAUAUAAUGCAGAAAAGAGUCUUAAACAUUUUAUGACUAAUUUAUCUAAAACUUCAUAGUUUCAUACAUUUUACAAGUUAAUAUUCUGGAGUUACUUACUUAUGUAGUUGAUAUUUUGCUUAUAUAAUCGUUAAUUCUCCACUCAAUGUGUCAUCCAACAUGUUGCAAAUAUCAGUUCAUUAAUCCAUACAGCACUUACUCAGCAUGACUCGGAGAAAAGAAUCACAUGUACUAUUGCAACACAUUUACUACGCAUGUUUCCCUAGAGGAAAUAUUCUGGAGAAUAAAUCCAGGUUCAGAGUGGUGCAGGUCAGGUCUUUCUGUGGGAUAUUGGGCACAAUGGGAUUCUUGUUCAUGGUGCAACAUGAUUGGCCAAGAGAGGGGUUUAUGGAGCAGAUUGGCAUGACUGUGACGGGAUCCAGACAAAUAAAUGCCCUCCAAAGCCCCCGGUGGAUCAGAGACUUCAAGGUGGGAAGGGACAAAGGGAGUUUUCUGAGGAGCUGCUGUGUGUACUGCAACUACAAGAAAGAACCAUGGUCAGCCGAUUUGAACAUCCAGCAGGAGGCUACAAGAAGAUAUUUGAGACCUGUGAGGAACUGGCUGAGCCCAUUCCAGCAUCUGUGACGGGAAGAAUCCCUGCUUUUUUAAGGGGAAGUCUUCUACGUUUGGGACCUGGACUUUUUGAGGUUGGAGAUGAACCUUUCUAUCACCUAUUUGAUGGUCAGGCCCUAAUGCACAAAUUUGACUUCAAGAAUGGCCAGGUUACCUAUUACAGGAAAUACGUCAGAACAGAUGCCUAUGUAAGAGCCAUCACAGAGAAACGCGUAGUGAUCACUGAGUUUGGUACUUUUGCGUAUCCUGAUCCGUGCAAAAACAUAUUUUCAAGGUUUUUCUCAUACUUCAAGGGGGUUGAAAUCACAGACAACUGCCUGGUGAACGUCUACCCUGUGGGCGAGGAUUUUUAUGCUGUGACGGAAACCAACUACAUCACUAAGGUGAACCCUGAGACCUUGGAGACACUGAAGAAGGUUGACAUGUGUCACUACGUCAAUGUCAAUGGAGUGACGGCUCACCCUCACAUUGAAAAUGAUGGCACUGUUUACAACAUUGGAAAUUGCAUGGGGAAAGGAGCAACACUUGCCUAUAACAUUGUCAAGAUUCCGCCCACACAGAAAGAUAAGUCUGAUCCUAUUGAGAAGACCAAGGUAGUGGUGCAGUUUCCCAGUGCUGAGAGAUUCAAACCUGCUUAUGUACACAGCUUUGGGAUGUCAGAAAACUAUUUUGUCUUCGUGGAGACCCCAGUGAAGAUCAACCUGCUGAAAUUCCUCAGUGCCUGGAGCAUCCGAGGAUCCAACUACAUGGACUGCUUUGAGUCCAACGAGAGCCAAGGAACUUUGUUUCACAUUGCCAAGAAGAACCCAGGAGAAUACAUCAACCUCAAGUUCAAAGGGGCAGCCAUUGGCUUGUUUCACCACAUCAACACCUACGAGGACCAAGGGUUUAUCGUUUUCGAUCUGUGUGCUUGGAAAGGAUUUGAGUUUGUGUACAACUACCUGUGGCUGGCCAAUCUGAGAGCCAACUGGGAUGAGGUGAAGAAGGCGGCCAUGAUAGCUCCGCAGCCGGAGGUCCGCAGAUACGUCAUUCCUUUGGACGUGGAAAGGGAGGAGCAGGGAAAGAACCUGGUCAGCCUGCCGUACACCACUGCCACAGCGGUGAUGCACACUGAUGGAUCGAUCUGGCUGGAGCCUGAGGUUCUCUUCUCUGGACCUCGUCAAGCUUUUGAGUUUCCUCAGAUCAACUACAGCAAGUAUGCAGGAAAGAAUUACAAAUACGCAUACGGUCUGGGUCUGAACCAUUUCAUACCAGACAGGAUCUGCAAGUUGAAUGUCAGGACCAAAGAGACCUGGGUGUGGCAGGAGCCAGAGUCCUACCCCUCUGAGCCGCUGUUUGUCCAGACUCCAGGUGGAGUGGAGGAAGAUGACGGCGUGCUGUUGACCAUCGUGGCGGCUCCUGGCACUCAGAGACCAGCGUAUCUCCUCAUCCUCAGCGCCAAAGAUCUUUCCGAGAUCGCCAGAGCAGAGGUGGAAUGUGACAUUCCAGUCACCUUCCACGGGCUCUACAAACACUAGAAGACACAGAUUUAACGUAAUGUCGAAGCAGUAAGGCUUCAUGGGUCAAUAAAUAAAAUGUGGCUAUCAAUGCUGUGCUAUGUUCUAAUUUCUGUUUAUCUGGGGGAGAUAAACGCAGGGGGGAAACAAAAGACUGCGUAAAGUUAAGAUUGAUUCACUAUUGACCGACGACACGGCCUUAGUCCACGGUUCUGGGUUGUUAACUCUACGCUUCAGGAAGGGACAGACAAAGGGCAAACAUUUCCUCCUGGCCCUAA
Molecule: messenger RNA, 3373 nt
Organism: Cynoglossus semilaevis (tongue sole)
Lineage: Eukaryota; Metazoa; Chordata; Actinopteri; Pleuronectiformes; Cynoglossidae
Gene: rpe65a
Product: retinoid isomerohydrolase RPE65 a
Exons: 16
Coding region: 1521-3116 (531 amino acids)
Biological process (GO): retinal metabolic process; zeaxanthin biosynthetic process
Molecular function (GO): retinol isomerase activity; all-trans-retinyl-ester hydrolase, 11-cis retinol forming activity; beta-carotene 15,15'-dioxygenase activity
Source: RefSeq, a predicted model, not a curated record